CAAGGAACCGACCCAGAGAGUUGAAAAGAAAGAGUUUUUAAUGCGAAAUCGUUUCUAGGUCGAAUUGAAACUCUUUAGGGAGUGCGAGAGAUGCUGACAUGCAUAGCUUGUUCGAACACCAACAAUGGUGGAUCUAAGAAACAAGAAGAGGAUGAAGAAGACGACAGAGUUAUCGGAACUCCUAGGUCUAAGCAGGCGAUUAAGUCCCUGACGUCACAGAUUAAAGACAUGGCAGUCAAAGCAUCAGGUGCUUACAAAAGCUGCAAACCGUGUUCUGGGUCGUCAAACCAGAAUAAGAACCGAAACUACGCUGAUUCGGAUGCUGCUUCGAAUUCUGGGAGGUUUCGUUAUGCGUACAAGAGAGCGGGGAGUGGUAGCUCAACACCGAAAAUUUUGGGGAAGGAAAUGGAGUCAAGGUUGAAAGGGUUUUUGAGUGGAGAAGGAACACCUGAAUCCAUGAGUGGUAGGACAGAGUCCACAGUGUUCAUGGAGGAAGAAGAUGAGCUCAAGGAAUGGGUUGCUCAAGUGGAGCCUGGUGUCCUCAUCACAUUUGUAUCAUUGCCUGAGGGAGGGAAUGAUAUGAAGCGGAUUCGGUUCAGCCGUGAAAUGUUCGAUAAAUGGCAAGCUCAAAAGUGGUGGGCGGAGAAUUUCGACAAGGUCAUGGAAUUAUACAAUGUACAGCAGUUCAAUCAGCAGAGCGUCCCACUUCCAACUCCUCCUAGAUCUGAAGAUGGGAGCUCGCGAAUUCAGUCUACCAAGAACGGUCCUGCAACUCCACCUCUGAACAAAGAAGGCUCUCGAGGAAAAGGCUACUCUUCUUCUGGCUCAAUCGCUCACCAAGCAACAACCCAAACACAAAGUCGACACCAAGAUUCAUCUGGUCUUGCUACAACGCCAAAACUCUCAAGCAUAAGUGGGACCAAAACCGAGACAUCAUCUGUUGAUGAGUCUGCAAGAAGUAGCUUCUCAAGGGAAGAAGAAGAAGCAGAUCAUUCAGGGGAGCUCUCUGUAAGUAAUGCAAGUGACAUUGAAACAGAAUGGGUGGAACAGGAUGAAGCCGGUGUUUACAUCACAAUCAGAGCUUUACCAGAUGGGACUCGCGAGCUUAGGCGCGUUCGCUUCAGCCGAGAGAAGUUUGGGGAAACGAAUGCAAGAUUGUGGUGGGAGCAGAACAGAGCUCGGAUACAGCAACAAUACUUAACUAGCGGUAAUCGUGGGGUAGGACUCGAUGAUGAAUCGAAAAAGAUGAUUCAAUCGAUUAAGGAAAUUGUGGGUAAUCACUCCGAUGCUGAUAUUUACACUGCCUUAAAAGAAGCUAACAUGGACGCUGACGAGGCUGUGCAGAAGCUGAUUCAUCAAGAUCCAUUCCACGAGGUGAAGAGAAAAAGAGACAGGAAAAAAGAGGAUACAGUAUUUGUCGAGCCUGCAAACGUAAAGAAACCUCUUGAAAAUGUUUCCAGUGAAGUGAAAGUUCGUACACAGCCUGAACAUAAUGUUCGGAGAGGAGGCUACAGUAGGAAUUUCUUCCCCAGGAACGCUGCUCAACGAAAUGCAUCUCCUAGAAAUCCUGCUGCCGGAUCCAACAGAGAGUUUCGCGUUGUUAGGGACAACAGGUCUAAUGCAAAUGUCGAUGAAGAGUUGAAGCAUUCUUCUGCCCAGUCCUCUGGAUCAAAUAUUAACAAAGUGGUGGCCACUGUGAACACAAAGGGCACAAGAGGCGGUUUCGGAAAUCAUAGCUUCUCCGGGGCUCAAGAUUCUACUGACGAUUGUAAUGCUCCAGCAGAUGGCAGGCUCAGACAGGCUGAAAUUGCUCCUUUGCACCGUCCUAUCAGGAAAGAACUCCAUGGAGUUACUUUGCCAUCAACCAAUUCAGUUCUUGGUGUAUCGUCUUCCACAGAUCCAGUUCAUGUACCAUCUCCUGUUUCUAGAUCAUCACCCGUGGGAGCGAUUAAACGUGAAGUAAGGGGUGGAGGUUUAGGUGGAAAACCUUCUGAAAAUGUUGGUAAAGAUCCAUCUGUGCCCUCUUUUUCAGGGUCUUCUAUUAGAAAAAGUGGACCUCCAAAUGCACAUCGACCAUCACCAUCUUCUCCAACUUCAAAGAUUGAUCACAGUCGAACUACUGCACGAGAGUCUGUUAUGCCCAGUGGUGUGGAAAAGAAUAGGUCAUCUUUGAACAGACAGCGUGGGAAUAGAGGAAGCCAAUAUGCUAGAACACAACAACAAGUUGGUGGCCAUACAAAGGGAGCCUCACAGCACAAGGAGUGGAAGCCUAAAUCAAAUCAGAAACCUGUUGGACAUAACCCCGGAGUAAUUGGAACACCUACAAAGUCUCAAGCUCGUAGUCCUGCUGAUAAUUCCAAAAAUGUUGAAUCAGAUGCCGUUAAGGCACAAGAUAAGCUUCCGAAUGUUCAUAUAAGUGAAAGUCAGAAUGUCAUCAUCGCAGAUCAUAUUCGUGUCCCGGAAACUGACCGCUGUCAGCUUACUUUUGGUAGCUUUGUUCAAGAGGUUAAUUCUUCAAGGAAUUCAACAUCUGCUUUCCAAGAAUCAUGCUCUUCAGAAGAACUUAGAGAAUCUGAUCGUAGUUCGCCAGUUACUUGUCCUGAGGCUUCAACAGAUGGUCCGGGCGUUCAGCCUAUCAAUAUUAUUGAUGAUCAUGUCCGAGUUUCUGGAUCUGACUCACCCAUCUCGGCAGUAUCGGAGCCACAGUUGCCCGAACAGAAAGAAACUCAUAGAUCUGACGAUUUGGAUGAGUACUCGGGAAUUCAAUUACUCAAUAGGAAUGGUCCACCUUAUACUCCUUUAGAGUUCGAACAGCAGCAAGAUCUUCCCGAGUUGCAAAAAAUUUCUGCUUAUGACAACCAUGGUAGUUAUGAAUUUCCGUAUUUUAUUCCUGCAAUGGAUGAAACCGUACGAGUUCAAGGAUUACCAUCUCCACAGGAGCAGGGAUUAAGUACACACUUGGUAAAUAAUACCCCUCCAUCCACUAUUCCCAUGUUGCAGCAACAACAACAGGCAUCAAUGCAACAUAUGUAUCCGCAGGUCCAUGUUUCGCAUUUUCCCAAUCUCAUGCCUUAUCGUCAAUUCCUCUCCCCAGUCUAUGUUCCCCAAAUGCCCAUGCCAGGCUACUCAAAUAACCCAGCAGCAUACGCACACCCUUCAAAUGGCAAUAGCUAUGUGCUGAUGCCUGGAGGCGGUUCUCAUCUCGGUUCAAAUGGUGUCAAGUAUGGAAUCCAUCAGCAAUAUAAACCAGUUCCAACUGGUGGACCUACGGGUUUUGGGACUUACAACAAUCCUAAUGGGUAUCCAAUUAAUCCUCCCAAUGUAGUUGGAAACGCUACGGGACUUGAAGAUCCAUCUCGCAUGAAAUACAAAGAUGGAAAUAUUUACUUUCCAAAUCCUCAGGCUGAGACUUCUGAGAUUUGGAUGCAAAAUCCAAGAGAUCUUUCAAGCCUUCAGUCUCCAUAUUACAACGUAGCUGGACAAUCGCCUCAUGGCACUUAUUUAUCAUCCCAUACAGCACACCAAUCGUUCAACCCUGCUGCACAAUCAUCUCACAUGCAGUUCCAGGGUCUCUUCCACCCGCCACAGCCUGGUACAAUGGCGAAUCCGCACCACAUGGGACCUGGCCUUGGUGGUAAUGUUGGAGUCGGGGUUGUGCCCUCUCCUCCUCCGUCUCAAGUUGGUACCUAUCAACAAUCACAACUUGGUCAUCCGAAUUGGCCAGCAAACUUCUGAACAAAAUCUAACCUUUGUCUUCCUGUCUAAUGGAUUAUAUAAUAGCCAAAAGCAAAUAUUUUGAUUCUCCUUAUGAAACGCCCAAACUCUGUUUUAAAUUAAUCUUAUUUAUUCAAUGCAUAAAAUGUUCCCAGCUCUCAACAAUUUUCAAUAAAUCCUUUGUCUGCUU
Arabidopsis arenosa is the source of this 3904-nucleotide messenger RNA. The record is from the annotation of a GenBank genome assembly. Lineage: Eukaryota; Viridiplantae; Streptophyta; Magnoliopsida; Brassicales; Brassicaceae.